AUGUGGGACUACUAUAAUGGCAAAACAGUCUUCAUCACAGGAGGGACAGGAUUUAUUGGCACUGUUCUCCUUUGGCGACUUUUGAAUCAAUCGUCACCAGAACGAGUAUAUGUGCUAUGUCGAGGUGGACACGAGAAGGCAAACGUAAAAUGGACUGGUAUGCUUCCAGCGGCGACUGCAAAAACACUCACACAAAACUCGCGGAUUACCAUCCUUGAUGGCGAAUUGGGUGAUACUGCGACAAUGAACUUAUCAGAGGAGACACUUCAGAUGCUUAAGCAAACAGUACACAUAGUCUUCCAUGCUGCCUCGUCCAUCCAGCUGAAUAAUUCUCUUCGUGAACUUGCAUAUAGUGUCAUGGCACCGACCCUGUGUUUGACGAACUAUGCCCUCAAGUUCCCCAACCUCGAGCGCUUUGUGUUUUUCUCCACCGCAUACGCCAACGCUCAUUUAUGGAAGGCCGACAAAUCAACAGAUGUACAAGUGGAUGAGAGAGUAUAUCCACUCGGCAACGAAAACGACGAUUACUACCAAAGUGCCCUCGACGCAUGGAGCGCCGUCACAAAGACCGGCUCAUCCGAUGAAUAUGAUGCUCACGACUUUCCCUGGCCAUACGCAUAUGCCAAGCACCUGGCAGAGAGGCUUGUUCUGCAAAAAGCAUCUGAGCGCAACAAGCUAGACCAAGUUCUCAUCAUCAGACCCUCGGUCCUUGGUCCAGCCGACAAAUUUCCAUACCACGGGUUUACGACCUCUUACGGGGCACCGUCAACGGCCUGUGCAGCAGCAUAUAUGUUACACCCAGGCCGGAAGAUUGCUCUAGCGACUCGUUGCCAGAACCCAGACCAAGAAUCCACUAUCGACGAGGUCCCAGUGGAUGUGGUAGUUGAUCGGACGCUGGUCCAUGUGGCGCUGGGGACGAGUGGAUGUGUCCAUGCAGUUAGUGGAGAGAAGGGUCGGUUAACAACCGAGGAGUGGUGGCAUGCAUUCAAGAAAGAAAGACUUUUACCCUGGAAUGUGAAGCCCACCUGGACCUCCGAUGACUGGCAUUCUCCUAAUCUCCACCAAAUGGCUCGCAAGUUUAAGAUUAUUGGUACUUCGUUUGCUUUUUCAGAACAGAAAACUGUGCAGUUGGCGGAGAAGCUAGGGACUUCGGAGAAGGGGAAUCUCCAUUUAUUUGCUGAUCGGUCAAAGCCAUACUCCUUGCAUUUGAGGCGGCAUCACAUUCAUCAUCAAGCGGUUGAAGUAGCCAAAAAAAAAAACUGGCCAGCAUGUUCUGCUAGGUUGUUUUGUCGCAAGGGCAAACCUAUGGCACAUCUGAAUGAGAAGGCAGUUUCAUGA
Messenger RNA from Penicillium soppii, 1338 nucleotides. Its product is annotated as Male sterility NAD-binding. Gene Ontology annotation, biological process: long-chain fatty-acyl-CoA metabolic process. The record is from RefSeq and is a predicted model, not a curated record. Lineage: Eukaryota; Fungi; Ascomycota; Eurotiomycetes; Eurotiales; Aspergillaceae. Gene Ontology annotation, cellular component: peroxisome. Bases 1 to 1338 code for a protein of 445 amino acids. Gene Ontology annotation, molecular function: alcohol-forming very long-chain fatty acyl-CoA reductase (NADP+) activity. The transcript has 2 exons.